AUGGUCGCCAGCGACACGGCCGCGGCUGGCCAGCCACAGCGCGCAGAAGCACAGGUGGCGACAGCUGGCGCAGCUGCUGCCGACCCGGGCCCAGCAGUGGGCUCUGCUGGCAGCGAUGAUGAGCCAGAGAUGCAGCAGGGCCCGUACUUUCUACACCGCCGGAAUGCUCUGCUGCUCACAAGGAGGUGGCAGCGGACGACGCGAUCUGCUGCGGCGGCGUACAGCGCCGGGCAGCACGCGGCCGCGCGCCAGCUGGCAGCUCAGGCGCAGGGGUUGCGGCGGCAGGCGCUGGCGGCGCAUGCCGAGGCAGCGGAGCGGAUAGAGACCGACAACAACCGGCACAACAGCCUGUUUGAGCUGGACCUGCACGGACUCCACGCUCAAGAGGCCACCGCUGCGCUGGACCGCCGCCUCGCCCUGCUGCACGGCCUGCUUGCCGAGCCCGCCACAGCAGCAGCAGCCGCGGCCGGCGCCCCCGCCAGCAGGCCGCGUGCAGGCCUGCAGCUGCGGGUGGUGGUGGGGCGUGGCGCGCACUCCAGCGCUGGUGAGGCCAGAGUGCCGCGAGUCGUGGAGAACCACCUGAAGGCGGCGGGCCACCGGUACCAGGCCCGGGUCGGGGCCAUCGACGUGCAGCUGCGGGCUCCUGCGGCGCUGAGCGCCCAGGGCUGGGCGCGUAGGGGGGGCCCUUGA
Messenger RNA from Chlorella variabilis, 690 nucleotides. RefSeq lists its product as hypothetical. The transcript is spliced from 2 exons. Lineage: Eukaryota; Viridiplantae; Chlorophyta; Trebouxiophyceae; Chlorellales; Chlorellaceae. The record is from RefSeq and is a predicted model, not a curated record. Bases 1 to 690 code for a protein of 229 amino acids.